Varanus komodoensis (Komodo dragon) is the source of this 5091-nucleotide messenger RNA. RefSeq names its product solute carrier family 9 member A9 (gene SLC9A9). Gene Ontology annotation, molecular function: sodium:proton antiporter activity. Lineage: Eukaryota; Metazoa; Chordata; Lepidosauria; Squamata; Varanidae. Gene Ontology annotation, biological process: proton transmembrane transport; sodium ion transport; regulation of pH. Bases 107 to 2032 code for a protein of 641 amino acids. The record is from RefSeq and is a predicted model, not a curated record. The transcript is spliced from 16 exons. Gene Ontology annotation, cellular component: membrane; recycling endosome.
AAGCAGAUAUUUGGGCUUUAAACUAUGGUAUUUUCUUGAGUUUGGCAUUUUUCAGCUCAUUCUGUGAGUUCAUUUUUUUAGAGCUGGGUAAAUAAAUAGGGAUGAAAUGGAGAAGUCAAGGAAAUUGGGGUCAGUGAAAGAUGAGGAUCACUUCUAUCAUCAGGGUGCAGUAGAGCUGCUGGUUUUUAACUUUUUACUCAUCCUGACAAUACUUACCAUUUGGCUGUUUAAAAACCACCGAUUCCGCUUUUUGCAUGAAACUGGAGGCGCGAUGGUUUACGGUCUCAUAAUGGGAUUAAUUUUACGCUAUGCUACAGCACCAUCUGACUUUGAAAAAGGAACGGUCUAUGAUUGUGAGAAGCUUGAAGCUGGCUUGCCCACUCUGCUUGUCAACAUAUCCAAUCAAGUAUAUGAAUAUCAGUACAAAAGAGAAAUCAGCCAGCAAAAUAUUAAUGCACACCAAGGCAAUAUGAUGCUGCAAAAGAUGACCUUUGAUCCUUCCAUCUUCUUCAAUGUUUUAUUACCUCCCAUUAUAUUUCAUGCAGGAUACAGUUUAAAGAAGAGACAUUUUUUUCGCAACUUGGGAUCACUUUUGGCAUACGCAUUUUUAGGGACUGCAAUCUCCUGUAUUGUUAUUGGGUUGAUCAUGUAUGGGUUUGUCAAGGCCAUGGUCCACAUCAAUCAGUUGAAGAAUGGCGACUUUCACUUCACCGACUGUUUAUUAUUUGGUUCUCUGAUGUCUGCUACAGAUCCAGUGACUGUACUUGCUAUUUUCCAUGAGCUUCAUGUUGAUACAGAUCUCUACACACUCUUGUUUGGUGAAAGUGUCCUUAAUGAUGCUGUGGCAAUCAUUCUCACAUACUCGAUAUCAAUUUACAGUCCAAAGGAGAAUCCCAAUGCUUUUGAUGCUGCCGCCUUCUUCCAGUCUGUGGGCAAUUUUCUAGGGAUCUUUGCUGGAUCAUUUUCCAUGGGAUCUGCCUAUGCAGUUGUCACUGCUUUAUUGACAAAGUUUACCAAGAUCUGUGAAUUCCCUAUGCUGGAAACUGGCUUGUUUUUCCUGUUGUCAUGGAGUGCUUUCUUGUCUGCUGAAGCUGCUGGUCUUACAGGCAUUGUGGCAGUCCUUUUCUGUGGAGUCACACAGGCCCAUUACACAUACAACAACCUGUCAGCAGACUCCAAAAUGAGAACAAAACAGCUGUUUGAGUUCAUGAACUUUUUGGCUGAGAAUGUUAUCUUCUGUUAUAUGGGAUUAGCGCUGUUCACAUUCCAAAAUCACAUCUUCAAUGCAUUAUUUAUAUUUGGAGCAAUUGUGGCAAUUUUCAUAGCAAGAGCCUGUAAUAUAUACCCGAUUUCUUUCAUUCUCAACUUGGGCCGAAAACAAAAGAUUCCCAGGAAUUUUCAACAUAUGAUGAUGUUCUCAGGUUUACGUGGUGCAAUAGCAUUUGCACUGGCUAUACGGGACACAGAAUCUCAGCCCAAACAAAUGAUGUUUACUACCACCCUACUAAUUGUGUUCUUCACAGUCUGGGUGUUUGGAGGAGGCACCACACCAAUGCUUGCAUGGCUCCAAAUCAGGGUUGGUAUAGAUCCAGAUGAAGAUCUGAAGACAGAACCUGAUACUCAGCCUGCAAGUAACCCGGAUAAAAACACCACAAAAGCAGAAAGUGCCUGGCUCUUCAGAAUAUGGUAUGGCUUUGACCAUAAAUAUUUGAAGCCCAUUCUCACCCAUGCGGGACCACCACUUACUACAACCUUACCUGAAUGGUGUAAUCCUGUGGCCAGAUUGCUAACUAGCCCUAGAGCCUAUGGGGAGCAACUGAAGGAUGAUGAUAUGGACUUUAUUGUCAAUAAUGAUGAACUGACUCAGAAUUAUGAGGCCUCUGACCUUUCUCCAGUGCCAGCACAGAGCAGAAAAAAAUCACCCUAUCCUGCAGGUGAAGAAAACAUUUAUGAAGGAGACCUUGGCUUAGGAGGCUAUGAACUCCAAUCUGAACCUGUCCCAGGUCAAUCCCAGUUGACUUCUUCUGCCUGAAAUCCAGUGAAAAUGUGCAUCACAGGCACAACGAGGAGCUCAGAAGCCAUGUUUAUUAUGCAGAGUUAGUGAGAAGCUUGAAAAUGUAUUAAGGGCAUAAAUUGAGGAGAAGAAAAACCUUGCUGGAUCUCUCCCUGGAGCCUAGAGGAACUGAGAAUUUAUUAUCAUCUCUAUACAUUAUACAACUACAUUUAAUUUUUCUGACAGUGGCAAUUCUUAAUAAUGGAAUUGAGGGCACUGCCUGCUACUGGGACAUUACAUAUGCACUCCUAUUCUCUGAUCAGGCUUCAUCAUUCCUGUUCCUAUCUUACAUACACACAAAAGCGCUGAAUGUUAUUCUUCUGAUUAAUUCAAGAGAGGAAAGUGUGGGAAUUUAUUUAACUAGGACAUGUUCCGAAGAUCACAGGCAUGUUGACCCUUUUGAUCUCUUGCCAGUACACUAUCUUGUGGGGAUGAGGUGGACAGAUUUUUGUACAGCAAGCUGGGGGCAGAGGCCUGUGUCCCAUCAUUUUGCAAUGCUUUACAAGUCUUUCAGUAUGUGGCAGUCUGCUAACUAAGGGUUAAUAAUGCAGCAGACAAAAACUGGGCAUUGAUAUAUGAGCUACGGAAACCUAAACAGAUCAAUAAGAGAGGGUUUUAUAUUAUUAUUUUGAUUGAGCAUGAUCGCCAGUAUAGACAGCAAUUAUGCAUCUUUCCCUAACCCAUUUGUUGCCAGUCGUGUGCAGUAGAUUCAUAAUACAAAGUCCAUGUGCUGGCUUGAAGCAAUCUUUCAUCAGAUUCCCUAAUGUUCACUGUUUACUUCUGGAAUCUUGAGUGAGUGUGUGUGUGUGUGUGUGUGAUGUAUAGGACUUUCAAAAUAAUGUGUGCACAAUCUUUUGCAUCUGCUGUGCAGUUUUAGAAAAAUGCAGAAAGGAAUGAGAGUCUUAGACUAAAAACUGCCCUGCAUAUAGUGUGGAGUAAAGGUGGCCUGACCUCAUGAGCACAAGAUCAUCACUGUACCAACCCACAAAUUAGGAAGGUUUGCAAUGAUGCCCCAAUGCACUAUAUUUAUAAACACCCAUUUACUAUAUUACACAGUAUUAUACGGACUAUAGUAGGGUGGGACAGCAUGGCUGAAAUGUUUGAUGUUAACUAAAUGCUACAGAUAAGGUGACUAACUGUCUUCUUAAUGAUAUCUGAGUCUUAUCAGGAAGUCCACUGUGGGCAACCUGUCCUCAUCCUGUCCCACUGCUUCCUUCCCUAGUAGCCCUUUUCAUACUCAUCUGAAGCUGCCUUAUAGUGAGUUGCUCCAUUGGUUCAUCCAGUUCAGUGUUGUCUACACAGGCUGGCAGUGGCUCUCCCGGGUUUUAUUGCUGCCUAGAGACAGCAGGGAUUGAAACGGGGAUUUUCUGCAUGCAGAGCACAUCCUCUUCAGCUAAGCUGCAGCCCCUCCCUAGCUGUUCCUGUGUGCCACAAAGCCUUCCCCUGGUGGCAUUCUCAGUAUCUGGAAAGAAAGGAAUGGGUGCUGAAAUACAACAGCUCUGUGGCGAAACACAGUGCAAACCCAGAUGAUGCAACUAUUAAACUGCAAUACAGUGUUUAUCUUUGUUUUUCAUUUCACUGUGGUGUGCUGUUGUUUACAGUGCAUUCUGUCUGUUUGCUGACUUCUCCAGCAUUAGAAGAGCAUCCAGUGUCUACAAAUGUUUGGCUCCUUGGAGCCUUAUGUGAAUGUUAUUUUGUUGCCAUUCUUUGUCCUCUAAUUAUUUCAAUCAUCUCCCCCAUCACACACACAAAAUGUAAUGAAUCAUAACAAAAAUAGAAUUCAAGAUCUUUUGCAUCGCUAUUUUGGCUUAUAGAAUGUAUUUCUACAAUUUCUCCAAACUUUGCCUCCAGAGCAGGAUGAGCAGACAAAAAUAUGAGGCCAAGAUAAGAAGUUAAGGCAUUCCAAGUAUGCAGGUAAUAGUUCUCAUGCCUCCAAUCUGAUCUGUAUGAUUUUUAUUCAUUCACACUUCUUUAGUGCAAUAAGUAAAAGCAAGGCAAUUGCCCUCUUUGUAACACUGUCUUCCAGACUUAUGUGCAUUUUGAUGUAAACUGUUUUCAGUGCAAAUAACAUAGAUUAGAUGUUGUACCAUGCACCUCAAAUCAACACAAAUUUACACUAACAAUGUCAUGCAAACAAGUUAUAGAGUCACCUCUGACAAGUUGUUUUUUUCCUUUUAUUACCCAUGACCCUUCAAUACUUCUUAGCCUAGUGCUAUAAGGCAUUGUUGCAAAAUACAUGCCCAAGCAACAUGUACUUAAAGGCACAUCUCCUUGGGAACCUCCUUCUGUGCUAUCAUACAGCUGGAAGUACGACAAGCAAUCCCAUGGAAAAGGGGAUUCAAGAUCUCAAAGUGUAACUUACAUUUUACUUCCUUGUGCACGAACCAAGGACAGCCCUACCAACUGGUAGAGUGAAGCACUUGCUUCAGGCAGCAGAUUGGGGGGAUGGGGGGAGCUGUGGCAGCCCAUCAGCCAUUUCUCCUGAAACUGCCAGCCAUUUUCCUCUGCGUGCUGCACAGCCCAUUGUACACACCCUAAAGGAGCAUAGGCCACCACCAGUGUUGAAGUCAAGAUCCAUUCAGCUUCAAUAAAUGAAAUGGGUAUGGGCUUGUUGAAAUUUUCAUAGGCAACAAAAUAAUUUGCCAUGAACCGUUGCCCUAGUCCAGCUUGGGGUUUCCCAAAUUUGCUUUCUGGCUACUCAAAUGUAACACAUGUAGAUUUCAGGUGAGAUGAGUGGCUGCAUCCAAGACACCCUCAAAAAAUUCAGUGCAAUUCUUCAAUGAUAGAGGUUACACUUUAAGGCCACAAUACAAGUACUCAACUGAAAUUAAUGUACAUAAAGAUGAUUACAUUGGAUUAUCACUUCUGUUUCUCAACUCAGGAAUAAAGUUUCAAGUUGCUUAUUGCAAAGCUGUAAAAAAGUUCCCACUAUACAAGUUAAGCUAUAAACUAAAGUUGAUUAAAGAAGACCUCAUGAUUUUAGAUAUCAUCUGUAAUCUGUAAGAAUAAAUGUCAAGUUAUUUCAAUGAAACUCUGAA